AAAAGUAAACAAAACAGUGGCAGAGGAGGAAGUUUUCGCCACACCUCUGAAGGAAGCGGAAGCCUCAGUAAAAAGUAUUUUCAGUUUGCUGUCAGAAUGGCAACAGCGUUGACUGCCUCAAGGUCUCAAGCACCCGUCUUCACCGCGGAAAGCAUGUUGUGGCUGUUCCGAUUGCUCCUGCUUGUCUUCUGCUUUGGCCCAGGGAAUCCAGUUUUACAAACCAGCUCAACCCCACUGAUGGUGAAUGGGGUUCUGGGGGAGUCAAUAACUCUUCGCCUGGAGUUUCCUGCAGGAGAGACGAUCAAGACCAUUACUUGGCUUUACAAUGGAACAUCUAUUGCCUUCAUAGCACCCUGUGAAGCCAAAAGUCCACAAAUCCACGUGACUAAUCCGAAAUGGAGAAAGCGACUGAACUUCACCCAGUCCUACUCCCUGCAACUCAGCAACCUGGAGAUGGAAGACACAGGCUCUUACAGUGCCCAGAUGUCUUCAGAGACCACUGUAAAAGUGUCCAGUUACACUCUGAGGAUAUUCAGAAAACUGAAGAACAUACAAGUUACCAAUCACAGUCAACUAUCUCGGAAUAGGAUCUGUGAGAUCCAUCUGACUUGUUCUGUGGAGGAUCCAAAUGACAACAUCUCGUUCAAAUGGGAGGCCUUGGGAAAGACACUUCUAAGUGAGCCAAACCUCACUAUCUCCUGGGACCCCAGGAAUUCCAGUGAACAGGACUACACCUGCAUAGCAGAGAAUGCCGUCAGCAAUUUAUCCUUCUCUGUUUCUGCCCAGAAGCUUUGUGGAGAUGUUGAAAAUCAAUAUACAGAUACCAAUAUGAUUCUGGCUGUGAUUCUUGGGGCAGGCAUAGUCAUCAUAUUCAUCAUCGUGCUAUUACUUGUUUUGAAGAAAAGAAGAGCAGGUUCCCUUCCUUUGUCUAUUCAGCAAACACGUGGUCCCGAGUCCGCGGGGAACACAGGCGAUGCUUCAGUCUCUCCAGUGAACAACACUGUGUAUGCUUCAGUCACUCAUUCAACAAGGGAAAUGGAAACCUCAACACCUAUAGAAAAUAAUCUUCUCACGAUUUACUCCACAAUUAAUGAUUCCAAAGAGAGUAAACCCACUUCUUCCAGGGCAACUGCCUUUGACAAUGUCAUGUAAGCUGCUGAAAGGCCUCAAAGGAAUUCAAGAAUAACGCACCUUCUGAUCCCAUGGAAGAGAACAAAGAGCAGCAAGCUUGCUUUUCUGCCCACCAACAGAAUUUGAAUAUCUGGGAUAGGAUUAUCAUCUCCACUCCUUCGGAUUUAAACCUGCUUACCCACGUCAAACACCUAAGGACAACAUCACUUCCAGCAGGUGGCUCAGACGAUAUUUUCCAAUUCACUUCAGACCAAAACAUGCUAAAGAUAACACACCAGCAGAUUGACUCUCUCUUUGAUAAAUAAGCAAAUGGAAUUAUGGUUGACAGAGAGUUUAUAAU
Molecule: messenger RNA, 1471 nt
Organism: Sapajus apella (tufted capuchin)
Lineage: Eukaryota; Metazoa; Chordata; Mammalia; Primates; Cebidae
Gene: SLAMF6
Product: SLAM family member 6
Exons: 8
Coding region: 97-1152 (351 amino acids)
Biological process (GO): positive regulation of type II interferon production; T-helper 17 cell lineage commitment; T cell activation
Cellular component (GO): external side of plasma membrane
Source: RefSeq, a predicted model, not a curated record